CAAGAUUUUCAACAGAUGAAGUACUGAAGUAUCCAAAUUCUUCCCUCAUUCUAUUGACGUGAAUACAAAUUUCGUGUAAGAUCCAUAAUACAGAAGAAGAUGAAAAGAACAAGUCACUAUCUGAAGCUUUUAACUUUGAUUCCACAAGUUCAUCAGACUCAACAAAUCUGCAAAAGAUUGUGUCAUUUGGUUUUUCAGACAAAGAUUCAAGAGGGAACUCAGAGUUCUACAAACCAUGAUGAUUCAAAGGAGGUUUUACCAAGAAUCAGACUCAGAGAUGGGGGGCAUCUUGCUUGCAUUGAGAGAGGCUUCCCUAAGGACAAAGCAAAAUACAAGAUGAAAAGAAUAAGUCAUUAUCUGAAGCUUUUAACUUUGAUUCCACAAGUUCGUCAGACUCAGAAAAUCUGCAAAAGUUUCUGCAAUAUAAAGGUUCAUGAGGGAACUCAUAUUUCUCCAAACCAUGAUGAUUCAAAAGAGAUUUUGACAAGAAUCAGACUCAGAGACGGGAGGCACCUUGCUUACAUUGAGAGAGGCGUCCCUAAGGACAAAGCAAAAUACAAGAUUAUCAUUGUGCAUGGUUUUGGAAGCACUAAAAGAAUGCAUUUUCCUGCAACACAAGGAUUAAUAGAAGAACUGGGUAUAUAUUUUGUGCAAUAUGACCGAGCUGGAUGCGGAGAAAGUGAUCCAAACCCGAAACGUUCAAUGAAAAGUGAAGCACUUGACAUUCAAGAACUUGCUGAUCAGCUUCAAAUUGGAGAACAGUUUUAUGUAAUUGGAAUCUCUAUGGGCUCCUGUGCUACUUGGAGUUGUCUAAACUACUUUCCUCACAGGCUUGCAGGGUUGGCAUUGGUAUCCCCAAUUAUCAAUUACAAUUGGCCUUCCCUCCCUAGGAGUCUAAUAAGAGAUGACUAUAGGAGGAAACCUGUUCUGUGGACACGUUGGCUCGCAAAUUACUGUCCUAGACUAUUGCAUCGCUAUGUGACUCAAAACUGGCUCCAGUCAGCUACUAUUGCCGUUGAAAAGAACCCAGCAUUCUUCAGCAAAAAUGAUAUUGAUAUUUUGAAGACACUUCCUAAGUUCCCAAUGUUUACAAAGGACAAGUUAAGGGAACGCGCUGUUUUUUACGCUCUUUGUGAUGAUUGGAGAUUGGCUUUUGGAAAAUGGGAAUUUGAUCCAGUGAAGAUAAGGAAUCCAUUCCCUCACAAAAGAAGUUCAUUUCAUAUUUGGCAAGGAUAUGAAGAUAAGGUUGUGCCCUUUGAACUUCAAAGAUUUGUUUCAUGGCAGCUACCUUGGAUACAAUAUCAUGAAGUUCCAAAUAGUGGCCAUCUGAUUUUAUGCUAUAAGGGCAUGUGUGAGGCAAUAUUGAGGGCACUUUUACUUGAGCCAUAAAACCAUGCAUAUAGACCUAGAUCACCUUUGUUAUUCAAAGAGUAUUCUCUAAUACAGUUUUUGUACAUAUGUUGGGUAAAUUUCACUUACUAAGUGAUGAGUCAUAUUCCUUAUCCUUGAGUUUUUUUUUAGCAUAAUAUCAAUUGUAUACAUUACAUUAGUUGGUUGGAAAGGUGUAUAAAUUGCAUUCAGUAAUCUGUCAAGUGAUUCAAAUAACUCCACAGGAAAACUAUUUCAUCUGUGUCCUACUUUGUCAUAUGUUCUAAAUGGAUGGCACAUCACAUGGCUUUGAGUCUAGCCUUUUGAUUUUUCUUAAUGGUGUGGUACCUUGUGAUAAACAUUAGACUACCAAGCCUUUCAUGCCAUUGCCAUAUAAGACAACAAAGUUAAUUACACAAUGAAUUUCAAGAAUUGAAACUCUGUAUCACGGUUGCAUG
Messenger RNA from Medicago truncatula (barrel medic), 1826 nucleotides. RefSeq lists its product as uncharacterized. Lineage: Eukaryota; Viridiplantae; Streptophyta; Magnoliopsida; Fabales; Fabaceae. The transcript is spliced from 6 exons. Bases 100 to 1389 code for a protein of 429 amino acids. The record is from RefSeq and is a predicted model, not a curated record.